AUGGAAGAGACAAAGUUUCUCACAGAAUCUAGCCCAAUUGCACAUAGCAAAAGCAGUAUAGCUAAUUUUACCCCAAAAUCCAUUGAUAAUUCGAAGAAAGGGCCGAACUCUCUUCCAAAAUUAUUCAAUGGAAAACCGCUCAAUAUUUAUAGCUAUUUUGCCUUAUAUUCAAAUUCAGGAACUUUCAAUGUAAAUAUACCUACAACACUCAUUAAGACCGAAGACUCACCACAUCCUUUCUUGCUCAGAACUAAAGGCAAUGGAAUUCUCCACUGCAGAGCAUGCAGCCAUAGUGAAUUUUUCACUUCCAGUCAAAAACACAAAAAUCGAGAAAUUCAUAUAUACUUGUACAAAUCUCUAUACAGAGAAUCAAUUGUUUUUCAAUCCCAAGAAGCUGCAGAAGAGUUUUGAAAAUCGGCAAAAGAUUCUUCUGGAAUGAUUCAAUGCUACAUAGAAUGUAUAUCGACACCUGUUUCUAUGACAAGAGUCUUGUGAAGAGCAGGAAUGAAAACGAAGUAUUAUAACGUCAUAAGCUGUGAUAAGCGAAUUAUAAGAUCAAGAGAGACUCAUAAAAGAUCUACUUGCCCUGCAACGUCACUAAAAAAGAAAAAAACAGUUUCUAUAGAUUUUAGAUACACAAAUAUGAUUUUUAGAACAUCAUCGUCUAUGAAUAAUCCAUUUAAAGUUAAUACCCCUUCAAUAUCUACAAUAAAAGAAAGACCAAAAUUACGGUUAAAAUAUUUUAUUUAGUGCAAAAGCUGAUAAAUUUCUAGGUAAUACUAACUUUUGAUUUAUAAAAAAAAAUUAAUUUAUAUUUAGAAAAAGUUUUUAACAGAGCCUAAAAUUAGCUUCAACUUUAACAGAACCAAAUCUAGACGACUCAAAUUUAUCACUUAAAAAAUCCAGAUCAGAUGAUCCAUCACUUCUAAUGUUUAAGUUUGACCAAAAAAGAAGAGACAUUGUCAAUGUAAAUAAUCCAGAGAGCUUCGUCGUAAUAGAAAAUAAAAACAAAGUCCCUGAAAUAGAAGCAAUGAUUAAUGAAAUCAUAAGCUUUUUAAAUGCUCACGUAUUUAAAGAAGAAGAGCUAAAAGGCGCUAUUUUUGAGUUCAUGAAUGAUAAAGACAAUAAAUGAGUAUUUCUAAAUUGUAAAGAAGUCAGCUUAAAUGCUAAAAUCCCAGCAGAGAUUAUUAAUUCGAAGAAAUGCGAAGAAAGGUCACAAAAAAGAAGGAGCAAAUCUUUUGUUGUAUUAAAAUCUUAUGAAAAUAAGAUAGAUUCGCCAGAGACAUACAAACAUUCAGAGCUAGAAAAGCGUCACUCAGUAGGUUGCUUAAUAUUUUUUCUAUAAAGAUAAUUUCAUGCUAUAUAAUUUUUUUAAAAAAAAAAUAUGCUCAGUAGUUGAUGAUAAAAUUAAGUUGCCUUUUCGAAUAAGGACAAGCCAUAAGCCAACUCAAGCUACUGGAAGCUGCACAGAAAAAGAAAUACUUGAAAGAUGCCAAAAAGUUAACGAAAAACUUGAGCAGAUUGUAAAUUUAAAACCUUUGAACUACCUUAAAGAUGUAGACUUCAAAGAACAAAGCAUAAAGGCCUAUCAAAUUAGAUACCAGCUCGAAAAUUACUCGUUUUUUUCAUCUCAGAAUAGGCCAGAAACGAGCACAACUGAAAGUUCGCCUCUAUUAAAAUCAGAAAGUACAACGAAUGCUGUAUUUUCUGACAAAGUGCUUCACCACACACGAAAAUUAAUUUCCGAAGGAAUUAAUCAUUUAGACGAAAUGAAAAUGAACACAGAAUUAUUAAGAGUAAAAAGCCAUAACCUCGUUGGAAAAUAUGGUGGCAGUGAAUUUUGAAAUCAGUUUAUAUCAUCUUUAUAUAAAAAAGUCAUGUCAUUUGAGUCGUUAAAUGCCUAUUUUAAAAACUCGAAUUUGAAAAUGAUAAUAAGCGGGAUGUUCAAAAUUUUCAACGGAUGUGCCACACUUGAAUUCCGAAGACAUGUAAGGUCUUCUCAUACAACUUUAGGGAUAAGUGAAAGUAACUUUUCAUUGUAUAUCAAAUUAUUUGAAGACACUCUUAUUGAAUUUGAUGUAGAAGAAGAUGAUAAGCAGGUCAUAAUGGCACAAAUCAGGUCAAUGAAGUGCUUAAUUUGUAGGUAG
Messenger RNA from Blepharisma stoltei, 2147 nucleotides. Lineage: Eukaryota; Ciliophora; Heterotrichea; Heterotrichida; Blepharismidae. The record is from the annotation of a GenBank genome assembly.